AUGGAUGAUCCAUUCAUCACCAUCAAGUUUGAUGUUAGCUGCUUUAAAAAGCCCACGAAGGAGGACAUUGACCAGCUCAGCAAGGUCGUGCCGAUCAGCGACGAGCUCAAGACGGAGCUUGGCAACGUGUUUUGGCCGACUCCCGAGUACAUCAAGUCUCUCCCGCCGCGUGACGAGUACCUGGACCUUUGCUGGAUCGACAAAAUGCUUGAAUGCCGUGGAUCCGACAAGGAUAUUUUUGGAGCCCUAGACUAUCGUGUCGAGAUUCGUCCUUGGGAUGAGGACGAAGACGAGGACGAGGAUGAUGGCAGUGAUGACGAUGACGUUGACCACGACGUCAAGAGCACCAAGCGUGCGGUGGACGACGAUGACGAGUACGACGAAGAGGAUGAAGAGGAUGAACGUCCUAACUAUGUCUUUAUCUAUGACCCGCCUAAGCGUAGCGAUGGGUAG
Molecule: messenger RNA, 453 nt
Organism: Malassezia japonica
Lineage: Eukaryota; Fungi; Basidiomycota; Malasseziomycetes; Malasseziales; Malasseziaceae
Exons: 3
Coding region: 1-453 (150 amino acids)
Source: RefSeq, a predicted model, not a curated record